Molecule: messenger RNA, 2434 nt
Organism: Neomonachus schauinslandi (Hawaiian monk seal)
Lineage: Eukaryota; Metazoa; Chordata; Mammalia; Carnivora; Phocidae
Gene: ST3GAL5
Product: ST3 beta-galactoside alpha-2,3-sialyltransferase 5
Exons: 7
Coding region: 179-1438 (419 amino acids)
Molecular function (GO): lactosylceramide alpha-2,3-sialyltransferase activity
Source: RefSeq, a predicted model, not a curated record
CCGCGAGCUCCGAUUGGUCUCUCCUGUCCUCGUGACUCCCGGUCCCGCCCCACGUCCCUCCUCCGCAUCCGCGCGGGGGAGCGGACGGUCCGGUGCUGAAUGGGCGCGAGCGCGGCGCCGGGGACGGGCGGGGGAGCGGGGCCCGGGACUGGCGGCCGGCCGGCGCCCCCUCCCUAGCAUGCGGGCGAAAGCGGCUGGCGGCGCAGAGCGGCGUCCCCUGCAGCUGCGAACCGAGGCGGUGGCGGCGGCACCUGCCGGCCGAGCAAUGCCCAGUGAGUAUAACUGUGUGAAACUGAGAAGCGAUCGCUCAAGACCCUCUCUGCAAUGGUACACCCGAGCUCAAAACAAGAUGAGAAGACCCAACUUGUUGAUAAAAGACAUCCUAAAGUGCACAUUGCUUGUGUUUGGAGUGUGGAUCCUUUAUAUUCUCAAGUUAAAUUAUACUACUGAAGAAUGUGACAUGAAAAAAAUGCAUUAUGUGGACCCGGACCGUGUAAAGAGAGCUCAGAAAUACGCUCAGCAAGUCUUGCAAAAGGAGUGCCGGCCCAAGUUUGCGAAGAAGUCGAUGGCGCGGUUGUUUGAACACAGGUACAGCCCGGACUUGCCACCUUUCGUGAAGGAGGCCCCCAAAGUGAAUGAAGCCGAGUACAAGUAUGAUCCUCCUUUCGGAUUCCGGCAGUUCUCCAGUCAAGUCCAGACCCUCUUGGAAAUACUGCCUGAGCAUGACCUGCCUGAACACUUGAGAGCCAAGAGCUGUAGGCGUUGUGUGGUUAUUGGAAGUGGCGGAAUACUCCACGGACUAGUGCUGGGCCAUACCCUGAACCAGUUCGAUGUUGUGAUAAGGUUAAACAGUGCACCAGUUGAGGGAUAUUCCGAGCAUGUUGGUAAUAAAACUACUAUCAGGAUGACUUAUCCAGAGGGCGCGCCACUGUCUGACCUUGAAUAUUAUUCCAAUGACUUGUUUGUUGCUGUUUUAUUUAAGAGUGUUGACUUCAACUGGCUUCAAGCAAUGGUAAAAAAUGAAACCCUGCCAUUUUGGGUGCGGCUCUUCUUUUGGAAGCAGGUGGCGGAAAAAAUCCCACUACAGCCCAAACACUUCAGGAUUUUGAAUCCAGUUAUUAUCAAAGAGACCGCCUUUGACAUCCUUCAAUACUCGGAGCCCCAGUCAAGGUUCUGGGGCCGAGAUAAGAACGUGCCCACCAUCGGUGUCAUUGCUGUGGUCUUAGCCACACAUCUGUGUGACGAAGUCAGCUUGGCAGGCUUUGGAUAUGACCUCAGUCAACCCAGAACACCUUUGCACUACUUCGACAAUCUCUGCAUGGCUGCCAUGAACUUUCAGACCAUGCAUAAUGUGACAACGGAGACCAGGUUCCUCCUCAAGCUGGUCAAAGAGGGCGUGGUGAAGGAUCUCAGCGGAGGCAUCCAUUGUGAAUUCUGAACACGGAGCAACCUCAUCUGACAAUGCAACUCCAACCGUGAAGGCUGGGUUUCACAGUCUUCUCGAUGCAUUGCAUCCUGCAAAUCCUUUGAAGUGCAGCUGGUGUUUUUAACUUUUAAUUUAAAAAAUGAAAAACAAGUUUCGCUCUUCCCACUUUGUCCCCCCCCCUAUUUAUUUGAGGUCAGUGUUUUUGCACAACAUUUUUGUAAGAUAAUUUGGAGAAUUGAAUUGGAAAGACUUUUCAAAGAGACUUGUAUGUGAUGAUGUUUUAUUGUAUUUUAAGAACGUUAUUUAAUUUGUAAAAACUUUGUCCAUGUCUACUUAGCACAGAGAAUACCAGGUAAUUGAGUGGAAGGAGAAUGGAGGUCACUCCGUCGAUGAGAGCCCUGAAUGCCAGUUUCUGGUUCCUUGUCACUGUUGGGCGGGACACACGUCUGAGGCGCUUCCGGGAUGACGUGCUCAGUAGCCAGAGCACGGCUACUGGGUCAGCCGUGCGGCUGCGUGCGGCCUGGGCUGGUCGGAGAAGUUCCCGGCCCCUCUCUGUGGUCUGCCUUCUGCCAGCCUUGCAGCCAUCAACCAGGGCAGCCAUGCUGGCUGUCCCUGGCUGAGGAGGGACACAGAAGACAUUUCCUUUGUCCUCUGAAUAUACGAAGCCACCCUGGGCUGCAGAAGCCAUUCUCUCUGCUGAAAUGAUGACAACUCUUAAAUUUCUUGAGACUUUUUUCACUGCCCUUCCAAAGCACUUAAAUGAUAGUCGGAGGUGGUCCUCUGUCUGCCUGAGGUGGUUUAUUAAAAUGAGGACACACUCUCUGAUCUCCAGAGUUGUAGAAGUACAAACCCUUUCCAAGAAUAGUCAUGUUUUCUGAAACAUUGAAAUAGAAUCCUCCCAGUGUUAUAAAUUGCCUAUUUAAAAAGAAAUUUUUUUUUUAAUGCCUACCUGGCAGUGUGUACCAGGCAGUGUGCUGGUCAAAAAAAAAAAAAGAAUAAAAGCUUUUG